CAUACGAAUUCAAAAGGAAUACAAAGCUUAGACUGACAGCGGGCUCUACCCGCGAGAAAAACAAGAAAAUAACGAAUGAUUUUCAUAAAUAUACCUGAAUCUGGGAAAUUGCAUUGCAUACAACAAACAAACAACAACCUACUGAAGGCAAUGUUCGUCUAGAAAAGCUUACCGAUGUGAGGAGAAAUACAAAUUACAGCGGUAAAGAAAAAGACCGAGAGAAGGGCCUUUUUGAUCUGGACAAACCCCAAAAGCAACCAACAUCUGUGACGAGGAGGGGAAUUAAAUUAAUAUCAUUGACUAAAACAGGAUAUAUUUGACAAAGUUACAACAAAAACGUUUUGUCUUGGAUUUAAAAUACAUUCGGAUGAAGAAGGAAACCCUGCAUAAUUAUCCACAUGCAGUCAUUUUAGUGGAAAUAUUAAUAUUUUUUUAUCUACCCUCUGUAUCUGCUUUGCCUGUCACGCUGGGGCUGAGGACGGAUUGAACAAGAAAAAGGGAAAUACGCAAAUGUUUUGAAUGGCAGUAGUCAGAAUUCUACGAGUGAAACCAAUGAUGGAUUCUAGAUGAGACCUUUGCUAGAAUUCAGUGUGGAUUUCAGCUCUACGGCAACACGUCUUGGGAAUCCCAACUCGAGAUCAUUUAUGUACAUUGUAACGCUGAAGGAUAAUAUUCAACACUGACAUGAAUCUUGAUGACUAUAUUGCGGAUUUACAGUGAAAACAUAAUAGGAAUCAACUGUCUGAGAGGGCGGCCUGAGUGUCGUGAUUAGUACCACCACUCUGUUCUCACUGAAUGAUCUAUUAUAGCCGAUGGAUAUUUAACACUAAUAACUGAGAUAAAGGCUACGGCUUGGGUUGAUCUUGAUCUUCUGCAGGUUUCAGUGGUUUUAGUCUGCAACUGGCAAUACAAAUGUCACCCAUCUUGAGCAAGGUGUCUUUCUCUUGGCCCAAUCUAGGAAUCUAGAAAUUAUUUAUUAUAUUAAUCCCCCCUCCCCCGAACCUUUGUAUUGGGUUUUUGGGAAGAUGGGUUGUCUGGGCAAUAGUAAAUCCGAAGACCAACGUAAUGAGGAGAAGACACAGAGGGAAGCUAACAAAAAGAUAGAGAAACAGCUUCAAAAAGACAAACAGAUAUACCGAGCUACUCACCGGCUUCUGCUAUUAGGUGCUGGUGAAUCUGGGAAGAGCACGAUAGUCAAACAGAUGCGAAUAUUGCAUGUGAAUGGCUUCAAUGCAGAGGAGAAAAAACAGAAAAUUCAAGACAUUAAAAACAACAUAAAAGAAGCUGUAGAGACUAUAGUGACAGCCAUGAGUACACUGACACCCCCAGUCCGGUUAGCCAACCCAGCACACCAGUUCCGAAUCGAAUACAUCCUAAACCUAGUAAAUCAGAAGGAUUUUGAAUUUACAUCGGAGUUCUAUGAGCAUGCUAAGACCCUAUGGCAAGACGAGGGGGUGAAGGCCUGCUUCGAGAGAUCCAAUGAGUACCAGCUGAUCGACUGUGCACAGUACUUUCUAGAAAAGAUUGAAAUUGUGAAGCAGAGUGACUACUCUCCUACUGAUCAGGACCUGUUGAGAUGCAGAGUACUGACUUCAGGGAUUUUUGAGACAAGAUUCCAAGUAGACAAAGUCAAUUUUCAUAUGUUUGAUGUUGGAGGUCAGAGGGAUGAACGCCGAAAGUGGAUUCAGUGUUUUAAUGAUGUGACAGCCAUUAUCUUUGUGGUAGCCAGUAGCAGCUACAACAUGGUGAUCCGGGAAGACAAUCAGACCAACCGGCUGCAGGAGGCCCUCAACCUCUUCAAGAACAUCUGGAACAACAGGUGGCUACGGACCAUUUCUGUCAUUCUCUUCCUGAACAAACAGGAUCUGCUAGCAGAGAAGGUGCUUGCGGGGAAAUCUAAAAUUGAAGAGUAUUUCCCAGAGUUUGGGCGCUACACUACGCCAGAUGAUGCAACACCAGAGCCAGGGGAGGAUCCUCGUGUCACAAGGGCAAAGUACUUCAUACGUGAUGAGUUUCUGAGGAUCAGCACAGCCAGUGGAGACGGAAGGCACUAUUGUUAUCCCCAUUUCACCUGCGCAGUGGACACUGAAAACAUCCGUCGCGUCUUCAACGACUGUCGAGACAUCAUUCAGAGGAUGCACCUACGACAAUACGAGCUCUUGUGAUGUGAGUGGGAGAAGAGACUCUCAGUGUUCUGCCUAUCCUUGAUCAGUUAGUCCCCUCAUCACUCAACCAGCCCUCCCCUUCCAUCCUGAAAAACAAACACCUUCUCCUGGGGACACUGUGUUUCAAAGUAAGAAAGUGACAGUGCAGCCACAGACUCCUAAACACAGUACUGUACUUGUAACAAGCCAACAGACUCCUAAACACAGUACUGUACUUGUAACAAGCCAACAGACUCCUAAACACAGUACUGUACCUGUAACAAGCUAGGACUGCUGAACACGCCACUGCACUUUGAAACUGUGCUCAGGUCUGCAAUGUGCAAUUCCUCUCUCAUUUUCAGUGUCUCACAUUCAUUCUUUUACUUGAAAAUAUUCCUCACACACACACACACACACACACACACACACACACACACACACACACACACACACACACACACACACACACACACAGUCUUGAGUUACUCUGGCAAGAGAUGUCCUCGAGAGAUGCAGUAUGUACAGUACACUGAAGAAGGCUCUGGGAAGGAAAAAUGGAGGAAUGUAACCAAUAAAGAAGCAGGUUGUGAGCACGUUCUGCCUGGGGAUGGAUGGAUGCAUGUAGAACUGAGUGUGACUCGGACACAAGACUGUCACAUGACUUGCUUUUCUGGAAUCAAUGAGGAGAAAAAUCUAAACAUAUAAUACAUGAAUUCAUGCAUACAGUGAACAUCAUGCAGUGCAAAAAAUCCAAGCUCUAUAUAUAUAUAUAUGUGUGUGUGUGUGUGUGUGUGUGUGUGUGUGUGUGUGUGUGUGUGUGUGUGUGUGUGUGUGUAUAUAUAUAAAUAUGAUAUAUUCCUGUAAUAACACAAGUCAACUUUUAAGUUUUUUAGUUCCCCAUGUUGUGUGUUGGUGUACACUGUGUGCGCGAUCUGCCUUUGUGCACCAUUUAACCCUGUUUCUCCUGUUUCCUACCUCCCAAAUCACCCCGUCUGUUCUUCUUCUCCCUCCCUUCCCGCUGCUACCAGACUCCAGCUCACAAAACAUGGAACUAUUUUCAACACCUGGGGAUUAUAGACCGGCUUUAUUUAACAAGGAAAGAAUAACCACAACACACGGAAAUAAAAAGUUGAGGGAGCAAAGGACAGACAUGGCACGCACGCACGCACGCACUCACACACACACACACACACACACACACACACACACACACACACACACACACACACACACACACACACACCUGUGUCCUGCCCUCAUUACUUACCCCUACACAUCCCUGUGUUAUUCCCUGCCACCUCUCCUCUCCUGUCUCCCAGCCUCCGAGCAUUCAGUAUGUCUGUCUGUCUUUAUUUUACUGCUGGACUAUUAUUCUUGUACAGACUGUAAAAUGUAUUAUUUUGUACAACUUUAUUGGAAAAAAAAUACUUGUAGAAGAUCCCUGUGCCUUGAUCACGACUGUACUUGUAAAAUGAGCUAAGAUGUAAUGUAUGUUUCACUGCGCUGUAUAGCUAGGCAGGCCUCAGCCGCCCCCCGUGCUGGUGCACCCUGGGUAGGGGUGGGGUGAGGGGACGAGGCUGCCAUCUGUUGCUUAGUUACCAUUUUCCCACAUUUGUUUGUCCGUUGAUUCAUUUGUUUUGCUUUACUUUCCUAUGAUUUUAUAUAUAAUAGAAUUUUAGAAGAAAAAUAAGCAGACAUCCCAUCCUAAUGUUUUGUAGUAAAAUAUAUUAAACCCUAACACAAUUUAAUAUAUAUAAAAUAUAUUUCAGAUUGUAUAUUUUAUAUGUAUGUUAUUAUCUAUAGUAUCUCCAUUGUGAGCUCUCCCCAGAUUUUCUUCGUUUUUUGUCACCAACAUCGGCCUACGUUUAAUCUGGGUGUAAUGGGAGGAGCUUAUACUAAUUUGUAUUUCUUUUUUUAAGCUUUAACUCUUUUAAAGGAGAGGAUAAUAUCAAAAUGCAAAACAUCGCUUGUUUCUACAUAAACCAAAUUAUUUUUGCUUAAAAAAAUAAGAAAAAAUGUA
Molecule: messenger RNA, 4164 nt
Organism: Salvelinus namaycush (lake trout)
Lineage: Eukaryota; Metazoa; Chordata; Actinopteri; Salmoniformes; Salmonidae
Product: guanine nucleotide-binding protein G(s) subunit alpha
Exons: 11
Coding region: 1026-2165 (379 amino acids)
Biological process (GO): adenylate cyclase-activating dopamine receptor signaling pathway; sensory perception of chemical stimulus
Cellular component (GO): heterotrimeric G-protein complex
Molecular function (GO): mu-type opioid receptor binding; corticotropin-releasing hormone receptor 1 binding; GTP binding
Source: RefSeq, a predicted model, not a curated record